GUGGCCAUAUUGAAAUCUCAAAUCUAGCAGUAGUCUGAAAAUUCAGUGUCGCUGUCUCAUUUGGAGACUCUGAAAUAUUGCUAUCCUUUAUUUAUAUCAGGGGGUUUGGGCCAGACAUUCCACCUGAGACCCUGCCUUUACUGGACGGCAAGUUGUCUCUGAUUUUCGUGGAAAAAUGAGUCCAACUGAUGCUAAAAGAGGAGCUAAACGCAGGAAGAACAAGCGGGGCGGUGGCAGUAGCUGCAGCACUGUCUGCAGUACCAGUGGCAAGGCCGGGGUUUCAGCCACGGCCCUGAGUCCUCAAUCCACGGCAACACCCUCUGUCUUGGGUUUUUUGACAUCGGGGAGUACUGGGAAUGGGAACAUUGGUUCCAUCACUGGCAUGAACGGAGAGGUCCCAAUGAACGGAAAUGUUACACAGUUUACAGAGGGCCCUGUGAAUUCCGACUUCUCCGGAGUCCUGCAGACUCCGUUCACCUUUGGGCUCAACCAGCGAGCGCCCUACACCACGGGUGACCGCUGCCUUCUCUGUAGGAGUGAACGCAAGGACAACGGCCUCCAGCAGGACGUGGGCCUACCGGGGCAGAAUGGCACCACAGCAUCCGCCAAGCCCCCCAGUGCCCUGCAGCUGCCCCUGUGGGUGUGUCCCGACUGCAGACACACGGUUGAGAAGGAGGACCAUCAUGCCGUUCUGGAGGACUCACUGGGGAACCAGGACUUCCUGUUGCACAUGCCGCUGGGUAACGGAGGCGUGGUCCAGGAGCCGGUUUCCGGGGGUCGCCUGACCAGCACUGCGCCUACAUUACCCAUGCUUCCUGCCCCAGACCUCACCGCCCCGCUGACGGCUGAUACUGUGUGCAGCUGCGAGGCCUGCAAUGAGAGACGGGAGAUCUCUGCAGAGUCGGAGCGCGAGUCGCAGCAGCUACAGAACCAUUGGUCGGAGGUGCGCUACCUAGUGCGUGGCAUCUACCGGCAGACAAGCACGUCUUGCGACAAGGAGGGAAUGAAGGAGCUGGUGGACAGGCUGUGUGAGAAGGACCCCUACCAGUUGUACCAGCGCCUGGAGCAGCAGGCCAGGGAGUACGUCCUGGAGAUGAAGGUGCGGCUCCUCAAGCACCUGUCGUCGGGCUCCAAGUCCCCCCCCACCACAGCGGCAGGUCCGGCCCGGGCGGGCUCGGCAGGGGGUGUUGGUGCCCCCCAGGGCCCCCCCCAGGGCCCCCCCCAGGCCCAUCAGUUCAUCUCCCUGCUGCUGGAGGAGUACAGCGCCCUCUGUCAGGCAGCACGGACCAUCAGCAGCUUCCUGCUCACCCUGGAGAACGAGCACCUCCAGAAGUUUCAGGUGACGUGGGAGCUGCACAACAAGCACCUUUUUGAGAACCUGGUGUUCUCUGAACCCAUCUUGCACAGCAGUUUACCUGCACUGGUCGCACAGCUGAGGCACGGCACAGCCUCUCAUGACUCGUACAGCGAGGACAUGUUCAGGACCCUGCUGGAGAGCCACCAGCGGCUGGAGCAGGAGAUGGCUGCUGUGGCCACAGAGUGGCAGGACUGUGAGAAGAGGAUUGACGACUAUGUCGACGAACAGCUGCUUUUCAAGGGGGAUGGACAAAGUCUAGCUCACCGACGGCCAGAGCCACACAAGUCUUUAGUUAGUAAAAAUACUUUGAAAACAAAACAAAGAAUGCUGAAGGAAGACUGGGAAUUUUUCAAGCAGACAAGGUUCAUAGAGGAACAGUUGACCAAUAGUAAGAAGUCCCUUGCUGGAGACAGUAACUUCACAGACACCAUGAGGAUGCUGUCGUCCCGACUCAGCAUUCCUGACUGUCCCAACUGCAACUACAGAAGAAGGUGCACCUGUGACGACUGCAGCCUCAGCCAUAUUCUCACGUGUGGCAUCCUGGACUCCUCCAUCGCCGAGGACCUCCACAUCAAGCUGCCCCUGCAGGCCGAGGCGCCUCCUCUCCCGCCGCACCACCCCCACCCCUCCCACCACCACCCCCACCGGGACUACCUGGUGCUGCACCCUCCCAGCCUCUCCUCGGGGGCCAGCUCGGCCUCCGGCUCGGCCUCCAGCUCCCCCAUCACCAUCCAGCAGCACCCGCGCCUCAUCCUGCCCCAGGGGGGCGGCAACACCUUCGGCAGUGAUGAUGAUGAAGUGCCUCCACUGUCAGCCAAGUUCGGGGACAUCUACCCCAUGAGUGGCUACGAGGACCCAGGGGUCUUGCCCGCCAUGAACGGCCUGCAUAGCCAGCUCAAUGGAGGAGGAGGAGAGAACAAAGAGUCUCCUCAAGGCAGUAGCAGCAGCAGCAGCUCGUCUGAAGGCGACGAGGAGGAGGCCGACGUGGAGAGUGGCGGCGAGCCUCCCGGACACAAGAGGAAGCACUCCCCUGGGAAGAGCAACAGCCCUCCCCCAUCUUACCACCACCACCAGAUGGAACAGAUCCAGCACGCUUGCGAGUGCCACGUCUGCUACCAGGACAGCUCCUCCUCCGCCCUGGGCCAUCCCGGGGCGCCCCUCCCCCCUAGCCGUCUCCACGGCGCCCCCGCCCCCCACUUCUUCACUUCGGACGCCAAGGCCCCUCCGUCUCACCCGGCGCUCCAACUCUACCCCCACAUCCAUGGCCACCUGCCCCUCCACACCCUGUCCCACCUGCCCCGGCCUCUGCUGCACCCGACGCUCUACCCUCCCAGCCCCCCGCUUUCUCACAAUAAGCCUCUCCCUCCCGCCCCAACAUCAAACCACUCAGCGGCCAAACAGCCGGCGUUCAGCCCCACCCUGCCAGACCACGUCUAUCAGAGCUGCUUCGGUAAUGGUGGGGGCGGGGCGGGAGACUGGAACAGCUCGCUGCAGUGCCUGUCGCUCAAGUUUGAGAACCUGUGUGAUGCCGCCAUGAUGAAGAACUGGAACCCCUCCAUGCUGCUGCAGGAACCUCUCCCAGGAGACAUCCUAGGACCACCCCUCCCUGACGUGCCCCUGCCUCCCCCCUCCUCCUCCCACCACGGGGACCACCCCAUAUCAGGGGAGUCUCCCCUCCUCCUCCCUCCGCCUUCUUCCUCUUCCUCCUCCUCCUCAUCGUCCUACUCCUCGUCAGAGCACAGGGAGCAGAAGAAGAGUGGCGCCAAGAAGAAGUGUCUUUAUAAUUUCCAGGAUGCCUUCCUGGAGGCCAACCGGGUAGUGAUGGCCACUUCGGCCUCCACAGCCUCCGUCUCCUGCACCGCCACCACUGUCCAGUCAAGUAAUAACCCAUCCAUCCACCUAGCAUCUAAAAGACCCAACUCCUUAGGUGACGUCUUUCACAGUCUAGGCAAAGAGGACCACAGGCUGAUGCCCCCAGGUGCCCCUAGGAACAGCCCGACUGGCCUGGCCUCGCUCCCCCCGCUCUCCGACCAAGCCCUGCCCCUCGCCCCCUCCACGCACCUCCCCAGCAUGGCCUCGCAGCCCUUCCCACAGAUGGCUGCCCCGGUACCAAGCUUCAUGGAGGCCCACCAGGGCAUGUGCCUCUCCCCAGCUGAGCCCCCAGCCCCCCCGGCUGAGGGUCCCAUCAGCGCCCCUCCCAGCAUCUGCAGUGACCCGGAGUGUGAGGGCCACCGCUGUGAAGGCAGCGGGGCGUACGAGCACCAGGCGUACGACGGCGAGGAAAGCCAGGACGAGGACAGCUGUUCGGAGCACAGCUCCUCCACCUCCACCUCCACCAACCAGAAGGAGGGGAAGUACUGUGACUGCUGCUACUGCGAGUUCUUCGGGCACGGCGGGCCCCCGGCCGCCCCCACUAGCCGUAACUACGCGGAGAUGCGUGAGAAGCUGCGGCUGCGCCUGACCCGGAGGAAGGAGGAGCAGCCCAAGCGGGAGGAGCCCCCCCCGGUGGCGGAGCGGGACAUGGGCGUGGAGGACCACCGCAGGGUGGAGGACCUGCUCCAGUUCAUCAACAGUGCCGACAAUAAGCCCGCCUCCAGUUCCAAGGCCGCCAAGAGGGCCCGACACAAACAGAAGAAGAUGGAGGAGAAGGCGCGUGUGGAGGCAGAGGCCCGGGAGCGAGAGGAGCAGCACUUCCUGGAGGAGCAGCAGCGGCUUCAGCGGGAGGAGGAGGAGGAGGCGCAGCUGCAGCGGGACCUCCUCCGGCUCCAGGAGCUGCAGCACCUCCGCGCCGCCAAGAAGAAGAGGAAGGAGCGCCCCAAGGACCCGGCACCUCCCAACAACCCCCAGCCCCUCAAACAGACGGCCCAGAACGUUCUGGAGAACCUGCAGAACGGAAAGUCCCAGUUCCUCCACAGCUUGAUGUGCCUCCCUGGGCACAAGGAGCCACGGCUGGACUCUUCUGCACCCCAUAUCGCUGUCAACGGGCACCCUGCUCAGCUUCCAGCCCCCUCCCCACAGCACAGCCCAAAGAGCACCAGGGAGAAGGCCUCUGGCACGGACACCCUCAGCAUCACCCCACUGCAGAACGGCACCGCAGCACUCCAACCAGACAUCAACGGCAGAGCCAAGCCUAAACAGCAGCAGCCUGGCAGACCGCCUGCCGGCACUACCGGGACCAGGAAACCCCAUGAGGGCACGCCCAAGGGCUUAGACCUGGCAACCAAGAUGGUAAGCAACAGCACCACCAACAGCACUACGAUCAGCUCCACUGCAACAGACACCAAAGCAGAUCAGCCCAGGCCUGUUGAAGAGCCAGGCCCGGUCCAGUCCCCCGAGCGCAGGAGGGAGGAGAGGAGCAACGGCACCCCCGGAAGGAAGCCGCAGCAGCUGCUAACCAAUCAGGCCAAGGAGGAGAGAAGGCCGCCUGUCUACAACCCCUCCCCACCCCCAGUCCUGGUCCCGGUUGCGCCCCCGGCCCUUCACACAGAGCUGCCCCAGCAGAAUGGGAAGGUCCCCAGGGCAGAGUCCCCCCACCCCAGGACCAGCCACCAGGCCAAGGCAGAGUCCCCCCAGCCCACCAGGGCCAAGGCCAAGAAGAACAAGAAGAAGAAGGGGGAGAAAACAAACAGAUCCAUAGAUGAUGUGUUUCUGCCCAAAGACAUCGACCUGGACAGCACUGACAUUGAUGAGACUGAGAGGGAGGUUGAGUAUUUUAAAAGGUUCUGUCUGGAUUCUGCCCGUCAGACCCGACAAAGACUCUCUAUCAACUGGUCCAAUUUUAGCUUGAAGAAAGCCACGUUCGCCGCACACUGACAGGGCCUUGCGGAGGGCCAACAGGCUGGAACUUGAAGCAAGACGCAAUCAUCCCCACAUAGUCCCCCUCUCGCCCUUCCCUGACCCUCCUCCACUCUAAGGCUAUCAACUGUCGACCCCCUACCCCCGCCCAGACUCGUCUACCUGUUUCGUCUCCCGCUGUGCCCAAAUCUCGCCCACGCUGCCUUGCCCUGUCCUCGUCACUGUGGCUCCACCAGGAACCCAACAUGACCGGUUCUCCUCUUGCGAAACUCUUGAGAAGAAAACAAAUAAUCUAAAAGUGAAGACGCCACCAAUAUAAAAGGAAAAAACACAUCACAAAAUGCUACUUUCUAUCAAUGAUUACUUUUUUUUUUCUUGUGGGAGCUCUUGUGUGCUUUUAGUCCAUCAGUGGGGAGUUGCUCUUGACUUCAAGCAAUGUUCUAAAAAUCGUAUGUUUUGUUUGUUUGGCUUAGUAGUCAAAAAUAUGCUUGAAUAUUCUUGGAUGAAAAAAAACACA
Messenger RNA from Osmerus eperlanus (European smelt), 5669 nucleotides. It is a transcript of the gene fam193a, whose product is annotated as family with sequence similarity 193 member A. The transcript has 23 exons. The record is from RefSeq and is a predicted model, not a curated record. Lineage: Eukaryota; Metazoa; Chordata; Actinopteri; Osmeriformes; Osmeridae. Bases 176 to 5170 code for a protein of 1664 amino acids.